AUGGGCAGUUACCUGGACAAGGCCGGACAUCCACAGUCGUCUCCAGCCCAAGCGCACACAGAUGUGCCCGAAAGGCCUGUGAACCGCCAGCGCGCUCAGCCCCUUCACCAGGUCUACCGGGUUCAGCACGUCCACCGCGCCCACCCGGCCCCGAGGCACAGGCCUGUGAGGAGGCCGGCAAACUGGGAUCCUGCGAUUCCCAACGCGUGGGUGGUCAACGAGGCUUGGAGGCGCUUUCCCAUGAAGCCUCCCCAGAAUUCCAUAAUGGGACCUCUUCCCUCAGACUGGUGGGAAAGUUACCUCAAGCAGAGUAUUUGGUCUCUUCGGCAUCCCAGGGUAAUAUGGAGCCCAGUGACAAUCAAGAUCACUCCCCCUGAACCGAGAGGGUACUCCGCCACUUCCCGGGCACAGGCAAUCAACUCUGCAGGGUCCUCACCUUCUGAGGAGCCUCCAGAUCCGUGUGCAAAAGAGACAGUGCUGAGGGCCCUAAGAGAAUACAGGAAAAGAGUGAGGUUGGAAGAACCAAUAUUCCCUGAGAACUUGGACAGUAAGAGAAGGAGUCUGGAGAUCAGACCAUCUGCAUUUAAGCCCUUGAUGAAAAAUGGGGUCUUCUCUUCUUUUGUGCCCAGGCCUGGGCCUCUUAAGAGAAGCCUCCACUCCUGGAGCACAGAUCACAGCUUGAAUAAGAGAUCCAGUUGCUCCUUCAUGAGCUCCUUGACCAGCUUACACACAGGUGGCCCACUCAGCUCCAAAAGAAAUGCUGUUACAAGCUCCUACAGCUCUUCUAGAGAUUUCUCAGAGCCAUGGAAGAGAAGGGGUCUCAGUGCAUCACUCCAGACACCAGAGUGGCCAGUAAAAAAGAAAGGAAAAGUUCAUCAGUCUAACUUGCCAGAUACCCUGGUGUCAGACAAGGAGUCCCCAGGAGCAUCUGGCAGUUCUAAGCAACAAAAUGAGAAGAUUCCACUGCUGCUGUCUAGCCCCAGGAACCUGCUGGUGGUGACCUCACUUCCCCAGCUUGGUUGUACAGACCUUGCUGAGGAUCUGGCCUUGGGAAAGAAAGCUGGGCUCCAAUGCAGCAACAAAGCCAGGGAGGAUAAGACAGAAGCCACCAUAGACUCUGUCACUGAGACUCAGCCUGAUAUUCAGCCUUCCCUUUCUUUCACCCUCUCUUCCGCAGGAACAGUUCCAACCCAUGGCACAAAACCUCAGUUGGAAAGCUUUAAAAAACUGCAGAAGUCUCUAAGUCCACUGGCUUUCCCACAAUCUACUGGAGAAGCAACAAAUGUGGUCCAUUCAUCUCUGAAGACACCCAGCCUGCAGGCACCACUUGCAUCCCCACAGUCAGAGCCCCUUCCAGGCAUCUCUUCAGAUUCAAAGCCCACAACUACUUUCAUCCUUUUGACCUCAGCUUCUCCCACAUCACGGGUCACCGAUGCUACCAGGCUACCUUUGACCUCGCAGACUGACAGGUCUGCCAUGCCCCCCACUCUUCCUGCCAUUACCCCUGCAGCAACCCCCAUGCCAAGUACUUUGUCUGGAAUGAUGAGUAGCUCACCUCCUGUUACAACUUCUGCUCCCCCAAUGCUGAAACCCAUUUUUGGGCUGCCACCCAAUACUGAGAUUGGAGCCUCCUUAUAUUCCAGAAUUUCAAUCAUGGCUACAGCAUCUUUCAGCUCUUCCCUCACCACAACUCCAGGCACCUUAACUCCCACCUUCAAGCCUGUCUUUGGCAGCAUAGAACAAUUUAAAACUAUGCCCAUGUUAUCUCCUUCCUCUUCCAAGCAUACUUCUCCUCCUGCUACUCCUUUUUCUACCCAUCUCUUCCAUGGCCUGGUCAAGGCCACCUCUAUAGUCACAUCCACCAUCCCAGCCAGCAUAUCCAAAGGCUAUUCUUCCAAGCCACCUUCAGAUUUUGGUGUAGUGAAUGUUACUAGCACCAUAGGCAACACUUACUCCAUCCCUUCCACUUGCCACACUUUCCUUCUUGGGGCUGCCUGUGCUCUUAGGGCCAGCUUCUCUCCAGCCACAGGUUUCAUUUUCCCACCACACCAACGACCUACCAUCCCUGUUGUACACACAGUCACCAUCUUUAACAAGGUUCUUCCCAGUGCUGUCCAGAUAUCCCCUAGCAGUAGCACUGCCAAUUUCAGAGUUACGAGUGACCCUCUGUCAGCCUCAGCUCUACUAACCACAAACCAGCCUUCACUGUUAUCCAGUGGCUCCACUCUAACUCCAGCAUUCGCAGUUCCCUCUGGGUCAAGCUCAGAUCCACCUUUCUCACUAUCCUCAGGAGCCACGCCUGCAUUUGGAGCCAUAGAUAGGCAGAAGCAAGGGGCCUCCCAGCCAUUCCUUAUCCCAAGCUUCAGUAACUCUUUCCUUUGCGGAAAUUCAACAGUGACAUCUCUAACCCCAACCCUAACUCCAACUUGGCCAGCUUUCAGCAGUACAACAGAAUCAUCCUCUGGGGGUUUGACAACCUCAGCAUCUACCUUUCACACUCCUGCCAGCACCCAACUGGCAUUUGGCAGCACUCCAGCAAAUUUUCCCUUUGGUCAAACUAUACCUGGCUUUGGAGUUGUCACCCAGACCCACCAGAGUGGGGCUUGUGGCUCAGUGUUUGGCAUUACAGCCCCACGACCCUUUGCCUUUGGGGGAUUAGUGACCCCUAUGGAUUGUGGGGAGUCUGGGAUCAGCGCAAUUGCCCCAGACAUAAGAUCUACCUCUGGAACAAUCAGCAUUGGAGGAGUGCUAAGUGGGACCACGAACACUGUCACCCCCUUUGGAAAAAGCUGGAGCCAGAAUACUCAAGGCUUGCCCAGUCAGAGCAUGCCUUUUACCUUGGGGGGGUCCAGCACUUCUGCAAGAAAGACUAUGUUUAGAGACCCCUCCAUGGUCCCCUUUGCUCAGAGCACCCCUGUCCGUGGACCAGUUAGGGGAAGCAGCAACCUUGGCUUUGGAAUGCCCUCUCCACAUGCUCAGGGCUCUGUUGGGAGAGGACUUUUUAGAACAUCAGCCCCUUCUUUUUCCAUUGGUGCAAAAUCAAAAACCCCAAGGAAUCGGGAGCAAGGGCAUUUCCGAAGGCAUCACACGCACAAGAAAUAG
Choloepus didactylus (southern two-toed sloth) is the source of this 3102-nucleotide messenger RNA. It is a transcript of the gene POM121L2, whose product is annotated as POM121 transmembrane nucleoporin like 2. NCBI's taxonomy places the organism in Eukaryota, Metazoa, Chordata, Mammalia, Pilosa, Megalonychidae. The record is from RefSeq and is a predicted model, not a curated record. The coding region runs from base 1 to 3102 and encodes 1033 amino acids. The transcript has a single exon. Gene Ontology annotation, biological process: protein import into nucleus; RNA export from nucleus. Gene Ontology annotation, molecular function: structural constituent of nuclear pore. Gene Ontology annotation, cellular component: nuclear pore.